AUGCGCGUCUCACGCCUCGCGUCCUUGCUCCCGCUCGCCGGGGCUAUCAACCCUAACUCCGGUGGGCUCGAUGGUCCACAACCAAAGCGCGUCGCCAUCAUAGGUGCAGGAGCUGGCGGUGCCUCUGCAGCCUACCACCUUGCGCAAUAUGCCUCCAAUGCAUCCAUCCCUCUCCAAAUCACCGUCUACGAACGCAACAACUACGUCGGCGGUCGCACCACCACAGUCUCACCAUGGGAUAGCCCAUCCCUUUCCGUUGAACUUGGAGGCUCCAUCUUCGUCGACGCAAACCUCAUCAUGGUCGGAGCGGCGCAGCGCUUCAACCUCACCACCGACUCUCAUGACCUAGCCACACAACUCGCCCUGCCCGACCUAGGAAUAUGGAAUGGAGAUGAAUUCGUCAUAGUAACAAAAGCCGAUAACUCGUGGUGGGACACGGCGAAGUUGUUGUGGCGGUAUGGAACUGCGCCAUUAUGGACGAAUAGGCUGAUGAAGAAUGCGGUGGGCAAGUUCUUGACCAUGUAUGAGGAGCCGGUGUUUCCAUGGAGAAGUUUGAGUGAUGUUGUGCAACAAGUGGGGCUAUUGGAGGCGACGGGCGUGACUGGGGAGCAGUAUCUCAAGACUAAUGGGAUCGGGGAGGCGUUUGCCAAGGAGGUUGUGCAGGCAAGCACACGCGUAAACUAUGCCUCAAACCUCCCCUACAUCCACGGUCUCGAAACAAUGGUCUGUAUGGCCACCAACGGCGCCACAUCUAUCGAAGGUGGAAACUGGCAGAUCUUCGCACACAUGCUCGCCGAGUCGUCUGCUUCCCUGCACCUCAAUACCAGCGUCUCGAGUAUCUCCAAGCAGUCAGACUCAACCUACAAACUCACCACAUCUUCUGGGCAAACCGAAACGUUCGACCAAGUUAUCCUCGCAGCACCCUUUCAGUACACAAACCUCACCAUCGCCCCCGCACCCAAGCAUACACCGGAAGAGAUCUCCUAUACAAAGCUAUAUACCACUCUCUUCGCGUCACCGCAUCGCUUGGACCCCAAGGCGUUCAACAUGGACCCCGGCGCAGCUGUCCCACAAUACGUCCUCACCACCCUCCCACCCAACGAAACCCCCACCGACUCCGCGGGCUCCCCUUCCUUCUUCUCCAUCUCCGUCUCUUCCUUCUCUGUAAACCCGCUCUCCUCUCCUCCACGACCCGAAUACAUUUACAAAAUCUUCUCCCCCAACCCCGUCAACUCUACCUUCCUCUCGCACAUACUCGGCGUUCCAGUAACCAAAGAAGAAGGCGAGAAUGGCGAGGCAGACGGUGCGGUCAGCUGGAUCAAACACAAAUUGUGGCAUUCGUAUCCACGGGAGUACCCCAGGGUGACGUUUGAAGAGCUGGAGUUGGAUGAGGGUUUAUGGUAUACCAGCGGCAUCGAGAGUUUCAUCAGUACGAUGGAGACGAGCGCUCUGAGUGGCAAGAACGUGGCGAGGUUGGUUCGGGAUGCGUUGAUUACGGGGAAGCAGAGGGUCAGUAUAAAGGACCAGAUGUGGGAGCAGCAAAACCAGAUAUUGCUCUAA
Plenodomus lingam JN3 is the source of this 1560-nucleotide messenger RNA. RefSeq lists its product as uncharacterized. Gene Ontology annotation, biological process: prenylated protein catabolic process; prenylcysteine catabolic process. Lineage: Eukaryota; Fungi; Ascomycota; Dothideomycetes; Pleosporales; Leptosphaeriaceae. The record is from RefSeq and is a predicted model, not a curated record. Gene Ontology annotation, molecular function: prenylcysteine oxidase activity.